Messenger RNA from Drosophila innubila, 1794 nucleotides. RefSeq names its product nuclear RNA export factor 1-like. Gene Ontology annotation, molecular function: RNA binding; protein binding. Lineage: Eukaryota; Metazoa; Arthropoda; Insecta; Diptera; Drosophilidae. Bases 1 to 1635 code for a protein of 544 amino acids. The transcript is spliced from 3 exons. The record is from RefSeq and is a predicted model, not a curated record. Gene Ontology annotation, biological process: poly(A)+ mRNA export from nucleus. Gene Ontology annotation, cellular component: nucleus.
AUGGCAACGAAAUCCCAAAAACUAAGAUCUGUUGCUGUGGUUGUGGCUCCUCCAGAUAAGGCAAGAUCACCAUGCAAACAGUACUUUCACCCAUAUGGACGCUAUAUCAUUCCGAUUAGCCCCUACGGAUGGUAUCGCGUUCUCGUCUACAGUCACAACAGUGGUUAUACCAUCGAGGAGGUGCUGGAUAAGUUGAGGCUGUCCGUGUCACCUCAAAGGCUUAGAUACUACUAUCUGCACGAAGGCGGGGAGCAGGAUGAGGAUCGGGACAAGAGGGCCACGUUCACCUUCUAUGUGGAUAGCUACAAACUGGCUGCGAAACUACAGCAAAAAGGUCAUCGACCUCCUGUUAUUGGUGUACGAGUGAGCGACGGACCACCCAACAUCCAAGUGGACGAUUUUUAUAGAUGGAAACUGCGCACAGUGAUCAUGUCCAGCUCCAGGUAUGACCCUGGAAAAUCUUGUCUAAAUCUCUGUCGCUUUUACGCCGACGAUUGCUGGAAGGGCGAGUUCUGUGCUUUGCAGCAGUUCCAGUGCCUGGAGGCUAUCAUUGAGAUUAUGGAACAAGAGAUGCCACAGUUGCGUCACCUAAUGCUGGACAGCAAUCAUCUUAGUAUUUUGAGCGGGUUCCAGGGUAUGGAACAGCGUUUUUCCCAGCUGAAAAGUAUUUCCCUGGAGCACAACGAACUGAAGUCGCUGCAUGAGUUGCGCGUCUUUGAGCGUCUUCAACUCAAAAAGCUGAACCUUAGAAGGAAUCCCUUGCCCCGAAACUAUGAGCAACACUUGGUCAUCAUGUUUCCUCAUCUGCGUGCAUUGAAUGGACAGAGACUAAGGUGGCAGAGAUCAUCUUCACCCGGCGAAUUCAUUGUCAGUGAUACCGAUAUCGACAGCGAUGUGGAGAUUGUGUCAGUCAGCGAAUGUAAGCCUGUCGUCCUCCUGCCCGAACCACGUUUUUUUUAUCUGGCACCGCAUUCCCUCAACAUGCAACCGGGAAUACGAAAGUUUGUGCGUCGAUAUCUCAAGGCGUUCGAUGGCGAUAAAAGGAGCACUGACUUGGAAGGCUUUUAUCAUGACAACACGCUGGUCACGCUGAGACUGGAUAAGGAACAAGCUUCAUGGUUCAAAAACACUCCCGAUGCGGCCCAUGGUCGUCAGCUCUUGGCAUCCCGUCAAGCCGUUCUACAGAUGUUCGAAGCAUGGCCAAAAACGCGACAUCUGCCAUCAACAAUGACCUUGGACCUAACUUUGGUGCAGUUGAAAAUGCUGUCCGCAUCGAUUACAGGUUGCUUCGAGGAGACGGAACUGCGACAUUAUAUGCGCACCUUUGUGCUGACAAGGAGCCAAGAAACUGAUGACUUUCGCAUUGCCAAUGAGCUCAUCUAUCUGGGUCGUGCUAUCCAUAGUCGUGGUCACGGUCCAUGCCAACAAUCGUCUCUCAAUCCCAACCAGCACAAUCUCAUGACCAAGUUGUCAGCAGAGACGCGAUUGAAAUCGCACUGGAGUUGCAAGUUUCUCAAGGAUACCAAUUGGGACUACCAGCAAUCUUUGUUGGCAUUCCAGACACUCCUCCGUCGUCGCCAGAUUCCCAAUACCGCCUUCCACGAGCUUGAUAUCCAGCCUGAAUGGUGCCCGUGACGCCAAACUGUAUUUCCAAUGUGCCCACAGGGAAAUUGAAAAUUCCACUGAUUAUGCUGAUUACAUUUUAUUUGAAUUUGAUGGUAAGGGUAUUAAGAGUCCAACGACUAUGACUUCUAUCCGAAAUGAAGGAGACUUUAUUGGAGCAAUAUCAUAAUA